AUGGAGAAGAAGUUUGGGAUGGAGGAGAAGUUUGGAAUGGAGGAGAAGAACCGAAGUAUGGAGAAGAAAUUAAGGAAGAAGAAGUUUAGGAAGGAGACGAAGCCAAGGAAGAAGAAGUUUUGGAUGGAGAAGAAGUUAAGGGUAAAGAAGAAAGUAUGGAUGGGGAAGAAGUUUGGGAUGGAGAAGAAGAAGCAGAAGAAGUUAAGGAGGAUGGAGAAGAAGUUAGGGAAGGAGAAAAAGUUAAGAAUGAAGAACAAGUUAGGGAAGGAGAAGAAGUUAAGGAUGGAGAACAAGUUAGGGAAGGAGAAGAAGAAGUUAAGGAUGGAGAAGUAG
Messenger RNA from Sphenostylis stenocarpa, 333 nucleotides. NCBI's taxonomy places the organism in Eukaryota, Viridiplantae, Streptophyta, Magnoliopsida, Fabales, Fabaceae. The record is from the annotation of a GenBank genome assembly.